AUGGGGAUUAUAAAAGAUGGUUCAGUAUCAGGAAUAUUACCCACUAACAAGGUCUUUGUUGUACAUUACCCUGCUUACACUUCUUCAAUGGAACGCGCUGUUGAGACUCUUGGCGGCAUUCAAGGCAUUGUCAAGGCUCGUACUUCACAGUCAAAUAAGUUGGAGCUCUAUUUCCGUCCAGAAGAUCCUUAUUCACACCCUGCCUUCGGGGAGCUUAAGCAUAGCAAUAAUUUCUUGCUGAAAAUUUCCAAGACUAAAGUAAGGGAUGUCGAUAGUAGUUGUGGGAUAUCGAGACAAUCUUCAAUAAGUCCUGUUAACUGGGAACAAGAAAAUUCACAUUCAUUAACUGCACAAAAGGUGAAUGAGUCUAGAUGUUUGAUGACAACUACUAAUUUCCAGGAGCAUCUCUCGGCUAAUAUUGUUUCUCAUGUUGCUGAAGCUUAUCAUUUUAAUGGAAUGGUAGACUAUCAGCAUGUUCUUGCUGUUCAUGCUGAUGUUGCAAGAAGAAAAAAGAGACAGUGGGCAGAUGUGGAACCUAAAUUUGAGAAGGGAGGUCUUAUGGAUGUCGAUCAGGAGGAUUUGAUGAUUUUACUACCUCAUCUGUUCUCCUUAAAAGAUAUGCCUGUAAAUAUUGUAUUAAAAUGUUGUGCAAGUUUGAGCUCGAAAAAAAAACAGGACGAACUUGACUGGCAAAAUUGGGAGAGGGAGAUGGAGAUGGAGCGGAAUCUUGGCAUUGAUUUUAAUAUCAAAGAGGUUCCUAAACCUGUGGAUUGGGAAAAGAUCAUACUUCAGGGCUCAGAUGAUUGGAGAUGGCAGAAAGUGGUAUAUGAGCUGUUUGAAGAGCGUCAAAUAUGGGCCAAAGAGUCAUUACCUGAGCGCUUGCGUGAUGGGGGUCUGGAGGUUGGAGAGAGCAAGCUCAAAAAGCUUCUUGUUAGAGUUGCAUAUUACUUUUUGAAUGGGCCUUUCCGUAGAUUUUGGAUAAAAAAAGGGUAUGAUCCUCGGAAGGAUCCUGAAUCUCGCGUAUACCAGAAUAUUGAUUUCCGAGUACACAACCCUAAAUUACGAAGCUACUGUGAGAGCCAAUUAUCAUCUGGAUUGAAACAUAGAUGGGAUGAUAUAUGUGCCUUCCGAGUUUUUCCGUAUAAAUGUCAGAUGUCAUUGCAGCUUUGUGAACUCAAGGACGACUACAUUCAACAAGAAAUCAGGAAACCCUCAAAUCAAGAAACUUGCGAUAGUACAACAGGAUGGUUCUCCUCUCAUAUACUUGAUUGCUUGAGGUUGUGCAUUGCUGUGAGAUUUAUGUCAGUAUGCCCUCAUCCUGAUGCAGACUCUUUACUAAAAUCUUUCUCUGCCCGCUUUGAAAAGGCAAAGAGGAUUUGCAAUUAUGUGAAAGUUGCAAGACCUGAAGAGCAAGAGAAAGUCAAUAAAGAAGCGGAAAACAAUGAAGUCGAUGAACAAGCAGAAAAUUAUGAAAUUGAUGAACUUGAUGAUUCAGAAGAUGAUGAAGAUGAGUUUGAGGAUGAUGAU
Nicotiana tabacum (common tobacco) is the source of this 1527-nucleotide messenger RNA. Lineage: Eukaryota; Viridiplantae; Streptophyta; Magnoliopsida; Solanales; Solanaceae. The record is from RefSeq and is a predicted model, not a curated record.